Molecule: messenger RNA, 2244 nt
Organism: Conger conger (European conger)
Lineage: Eukaryota; Metazoa; Chordata; Actinopteri; Anguilliformes; Congridae
Gene: nelfcd
Product: negative elongation factor complex member C/D
Exons: 15
Coding region: 129-1868 (579 amino acids)
Biological process (GO): negative regulation of transcription elongation by RNA polymerase II
Cellular component (GO): NELF complex; nucleus
Molecular function (GO): RNA binding
Source: RefSeq, a predicted model, not a curated record
AUGACGCAAAAUUAAUGCGACGAUUUUCGUUGUUAUUCUCAAACGACCAGAGUUUUUGGUAUUUUAGUUAAAAUUUGCAUCAGAAAUAGAAGCAGAUUAUUUUUUUCUUUUUUGUGGUGCAUCUAGCUAUGGAUGAAGAAUAUUACGGCACGGCGGGCGACUGGGAUGGCCCAGACGGCGGCAUGGAGGACGGCUAUGUUGAGGGCGAGUCAGAUGGAAAGGUACAAGAGGAAUGCCUGCAGAAGUUUUCGAGUAGAGAUUACAUCAUGGAGCCUGCUGUCUUUAACACACUCAAAACAUACUUCCAGGCGGGUGGAUCUCCCGAGCACGUCAUUCAACUCCUGUCCGAAAACUACUCUGCGGUGGCGCAGACUGUCAACCUGCUCGCAGAGUGGCUUAUUCAAAUGGGGAUGGAGCCGGCUCAGGUCCAGGAACGAGUGGAGAACCAUCUCAAGAGUCUCCUCAUCAAGCACUUUGACCCGCAGAAAGCUGACUCUAUUUUCACGGUGGAGGGAGAGACCCCAGCCUGGCUGGAACAGAUGAUCGCUCACACCACCUGGAGGGACCUGUUCUACAAGCUGGCAGAGGCCCACCCCGACUGCCUGAUGCUCAACUUCACUGUGAAGCUGAUCUCGGACGCAGGGUACCAGGGGGAGAUUACCAGCGUGUCGACAGCCUGUCAGCAGUUGGAGGUGUUCUCACGCGUGCUCAGGACCUCUCUGGCCACUCUGCUGGAUGGGGGAGAGGACAACCUGGAGAAGAACCUGCCUGAGUUUGCCAAGAUGGUGUGUCACGGCGAGCACACUUACCUGUUCGCCCAGGCCAUGAUGUCCAUCCUGUCUCAGGAGGAGCAGGGCGGCUCAGCCAUGCGCAGGAUUGGCCAGGAGGUACAGAAGUCCGCCCACCAGAGGGGCCAUGAUGCCAGCCAGAUCACGCUGGCUUUGGGCACGGCUGCCGCUUACCCGCGGGCCUGCCAGGCUCUGGGCGCCAUGCUGUCCAAGGGCGCACUGAACCCGGCUGACAUCACUGUCCUCUUCAAGAUGUUCAGCAGCAUGGACCCGCCCCCGGUGGAGUUGAUCCGAGUGCCCGCCUUCCUGGAUCUGUUCAUGCAGUCUCUGUUCAAGCCAGGGGCCAAAAUCAACCAGGACCACAAACACAAGUACAUCCACAUCCUGGCCUAUGCAGCCAGUGUGGUGGAGACCUGGAAGAAGAACAAGCGCAUGAACAUCAACAAGGACGAGCUCAAGUCCACGUCCAAGGCCACUGAGACCGUGCACAGCCUCUGCUGCAACGAGAACAAGGGAGCGACUGAGCUGGUGGCUGAGCUGGGCACGCUGUACCAGUGCAUCCGGUUCCCGGUGGUGGCCAUGGGGGUGCUGAAGUGGGUUGACUGGACGGUUUCAGAGCCCCGGUACUUCCAGCUGCAAACAGAUCACACCCCCGUUCACCUGGCCCUGUUAGAUGAGAUCAGCACGUGUCACCAGCUCCUCCACCCCCAGGUCCUGCAGCUGCUGGUCAAGCUGUUUGAGACUGAGCACUCUCAGCUCGACGUCAUGGAGCAGCUGGAGCUGAAGAAGACCCUGCUGGACCGCAUGGUCCACCUAUUGAGUCGUGGCUAUGUGCUGCCGGUGGUCAGCUACAUACGCAGGUGCCUGGAGAAGCUCAACACUGACAUCUCACUCAUACGAUACUUCGUCACUGAGGUGCUGGAUGUGAUCGCUCCUCCUUAUACCUCGGACUUUGUGCAGCUAUUCCUGCCCAUCCUGGAGAACGACAGCAUCGCAGGCACCAUCCGAGCCGAGGGAGAGCACGACCCCGUGGCAGAGUUCAUCGCUCACUGCAAAUCCAACUUCAUUAUGAUGAACUAAGACUGAAGACCACACUGGUGUUGGGGGCUGGAAGACCAGUAGUAAGAGGCAGACUAACUUUGUACAUAAGACUGUUAUGCCCAGCCUCAGACAGAGGUGGGUGUACAUUGUGGGUGACAAGAGGAACCCCUCCCUUAUGAACAUUCUAUAAGAGCAGAAACAUUCGGGGGUUGUUUUUUUUUUUUUUUUUUUUCCUUCUUCAGUUUGGUUCCCGUGGCACUGCUCGCUACAGAAAAUACAGGUGGAAGCCCAACAUCUGGUGAAGAAUAUCCAUCUUUUUUCACCUACCUUUUUUUUUUUUUUUAAAGUACAAAAUUUGUUGUAACAGGGUGUCCACCAAGGUGGUUUAGUACAUAAAAACAUACCUGUUCUACAA